Messenger RNA from Malassezia restricta, 402 nucleotides. Its product is annotated as NADH dehydrogenase (ubiquinone) 1 alpha/beta subcomplex 1. Gene Ontology annotation, molecular function: acyl binding; acyl carrier activity. The transcript has a single exon. Gene Ontology annotation, cellular component: mitochondrion. Lineage: Eukaryota; Fungi; Basidiomycota; Malasseziomycetes; Malasseziales; Malasseziaceae. Gene Ontology annotation, biological process: fatty acid biosynthetic process. The record is from RefSeq and is a predicted model, not a curated record. The coding region runs from base 1 to 402 and encodes 133 amino acids.
AUGUUGACAUCCGCCCUGUCGAUGAUCCCGCGGGUUGCGCGUUCUUCGUCUGUUCUAUCUCGCGCAUCUAUGCCAGCUGUUACGCGUGCGCCAAUGGCACGCAUGCCUGUAGCUGUGCCCUUGAUGGCUCGUGGUUAUGCCAGUGGCGGUGGUCCCUCGCUGGAGGAAAUCAAGACACGCAUUGCGGACGUGAUCAAGUCGUUCGAGAAGGUUGACCCCAAUGCUGUGAAGCCCGAGGCCAAGUUCACUGCCGACCUCGGUCUUGACAGUCUUGACGCCGUGGAGGUCGUCAUGGCCAUUGAGGAGGAGUUCAACAUCGAGAUCCCUGACGCCGACGCUGAUGCUAUCACGUCGGUGCAAGAGGCCGUGGACUACAUUGCUAACACGCCUGAUGCUAUCUAA